Messenger RNA from Drosophila melanogaster (fruit fly), 1103 nucleotides. RefSeq lists its product as uncharacterized. The record is from RefSeq and is marked reviewed. Lineage: Eukaryota; Metazoa; Arthropoda; Insecta; Diptera; Drosophilidae. The transcript has a single exon.
GCUGAUUAUGAGUCAACCGCACCGCAAUUUCAUUUGGUUGGCCAAUUGAAUGAUGUAAACAUGUCUGCACAUUACUGCGGCUACAACCCGCCGCCGCCGAACUUCAAAACCUUUUUUCCCGAAAAAUACAAGGACCGACUGCAGCGACUUCCCAAUUUUGGAAAAUUGCGAUCAUCGUGGGAGAUCCACAGGCGACCGACCCUCGUGGUUCUUCAUGUGUUUGCGGAUGAUAUCGGUGCGCUAGACAAAUGGAUAGAUGUGGUAUACCGACUAGCUGCCCCUGGGUUUCUUGGCGGCGAGAUGGACUUUUUCGUGGACGAUCUGUGGCAGUCGUUCAUCUUCAAUGAGGAUGACUUCAGCUUCUCUCGGAGUGACGAAGGAUGUACAGUGGACUCAUUUCCCCUGAUAUACGCCGCAAAUUCAACUGGAAAGGUAUUCUUCUUUGGGGAUUUCACUGGGCCUAAACUGCCCGACCUGGAGAGUCUAAGGGAUUUCUGCGAUCAGGUGAUUAAGGGGAUAGCCGAGGAGCCCACUGCUAGAGAUCCCAAGGUUGAGAAUAUAAGCCUUGAUAGCUGGAACGAACUUAUGUACGCCAGUGAUAAUGAUAUAGCGAUUUGCUUCUACAACUCCUUGCAAAAUGGCGCUGAAGUCAAUAGUAGUCUUAUGGCAAAUCUGGAUUGGCUGGCCGAUAAACUGAAACAGGAGUCAGUGCUUCUGUACAAGAUGGAUAUACAUGGAUCUAGAAUCCCAAAAAGUUCCUCGUAGAGUCGCCACCCGACUUCUUCUUCCUCCAGGCAAACCAAAAGCAUAAUCCCUUGCGGUGCAAAUAUCAGCUGAACAUGUGGACAAUGCUGAGAUUUGUAGCCGAAAAUUCUAGCAAGGAGCUUAGCUACUAUAACCGUCGUGGAAAUCGAAAACUCCAUGCUGAUUUGUUAAUCCAUAUAAAGGAUUAUUUUAAUUUGAGCAGGAAUAAGACCCGUUAUUAGUAGUGGGUAUAACAUUAAAACUUUGAUAUUUAUCUUUAUUUAACUGUGCAUAUAGACCUUUGUUUUUAAUGACCUUACAUCUUAGAGAAUUGUAAAAUUAUAACUCAGUCGGUAUUC